GCCCCCACCAUGCAGAACAAAAAGCCCAAUCUCUGGACAUGAAAUACCAUCAAUCUCCACACCAGAAAGCUACACCCUCUUCCCAAGAAGCUCUAUAUAAGCCCUCUAUCCUGUUUAGUUUGCUGCUUUUUCAUAUUCAAACAGAGGCAGCCACACUCCUAAUUUUUUUCCAUCCCAAUCAAUCCCUUGUGUGAGGUUUGUUGUGCAGUGUGACUUUGUGGUAUUCUUUGGCUUCCAGCUGCCAGGAUACCUUUCCAUCCAAGCUGCAAUGCUUAUAACUUCCUCAGUCCUCAAGUUUACUUUCUGGAAUAGUUCAUCUUGGGAAAUUACACAUCUUCAGAUACAGACUUGACACUCUCAGCCUCCUCAAGAUACCUGAGAUUCACAUUUCAUCAGAACUUCAAGCUCAGAGAAAUUUGCCGUCACUCAAACUUCCAAAAAUCACUGCAAAGGUUAUUAACCGAUCCUGACACUUAACAUAACAGCCCUCAGAAGACUUUUGCAUUGAGCCUACCUGCCCCAACACCUUCUGUCCUCUGAGGUUCUCAGAUCUGAAAAACAACAGAGUUUAACAUUUCUCCAACCUUCUCUCCUUCUCAAGUGUCAAUCGGUAUAUUUUCCCAUGAACAUCACUAUGUAAUUAGUUCUAUAAUUCAAAUCCACUUAGCUUUCACUGAAGACCUGACAAGCCUAAUAAUAUCCUAAGCAUUACUGAGAUGAUUUUUCGAAGAAACACCAUCUUGGGGGGUUUCUAUGUAUCCCAGCUCUGUGUGGGUAUCAUAGGAAACUCGUUGCUCUUCAUGAUGUAUGUGUACAGCUUCUUAGUCAAAUCUCACUUUAGCAGACCUAUCGAUCCCAUUUUGAUGCACCUGAUGAUAGUCAAUGUGUUGACGAUCAUAUUUGCUAUGAUAUCACAUAUCAUGUCAUCCUUUGGAGUACCCAGGUUUCUAGAUGAUGUUGGUUGUAAGGCAGUUUUAUACCUAUUCAGAGUCACCCGGGGUCUGUCCAUCUGUACCACCUCUAUUCUAAGCGCAUUCCAAGCCAUCACCAUCAUGCCCAGUAAUUCUAAGUGGGCGUGGCUCAAGCCUAAACUCUCGACUUGGACUUUUUGUGCCUUCCUGUUAUCUUGGCUCAUCAACCUGUUCAUAUAUGCGCAAAUCGUGGAGACUGUGGCAGCAAAAAUCAAUUACACUGAUCUUGAUUAUGGAUAUUCUCAUGCUUACUGUAAAAUGAGACCACCUGAGUACCCCAAUCCAGGGUUGUUCCUGAGUCUUAUCAUAAUAGGAGACAUCGUCUUUCUGACCCUCAUGAUGUGGACCAGCCUCUACAUGGUGACUCUCCUUUACAGACACCGCAAGAGAGCCCAGCAUCUCCACAGCUCCAGCCUCUCCUGUCAGCCAUCUCCUGAACGCAAAGCCACUCACAGCAUCUUGUUGAUGGGGCUGGGAUGGAGAUGUAACCACUGGAGCUGGGCUCUCCCGACCUGUCGAUUACUACGUUGUGACCAGUUGUGGUUUUCUGUGAUGGUCUCCUAUUCAUCUGAGGCUUUGGAGUAAGAAAUGAAGAGAAAAGAAAACAUGUAUUUGCCUACCUGUGUCUGGUCACCCAUACUUUUGUAAUGAAUCCAAAUAAAACUUCUUUCUUCAAAUAAAACAUUUUCAACAAUCUGUCCUUGGCCAGAAUCCUUUGAUCUGUUAUGGCCUCCUCUAUGUGGAGUGAAUAGAUGUGUAGAUUUAUAUAACCCAAGUUAAGGUCAUUCGCAACAGCUGACA
Messenger RNA from Peromyscus leucopus (white-footed mouse), 1772 nucleotides. Its product is annotated as vomeronasal type-1 receptor 4-like. The record is from RefSeq and is a predicted model, not a curated record. The transcript is spliced from 4 exons. Gene Ontology annotation, cellular component: membrane. Gene Ontology annotation, biological process: G protein-coupled receptor signaling pathway. Gene Ontology annotation, molecular function: pheromone receptor activity. Lineage: Eukaryota; Metazoa; Chordata; Mammalia; Rodentia; Cricetidae. The coding region runs from base 717 to 1556 and encodes 279 amino acids.